This is a messenger RNA of Serendipita indica DSM 11827, 1443 nucleotides long. Lineage: Eukaryota; Fungi; Basidiomycota; Agaricomycetes; Sebacinales; Serendipitaceae. The record is from the annotation of a GenBank genome assembly.
AUGCUAUUCGAGGCUGACGACUUAGAGGACAACCUUGACAUUGAUCAAGACCUUCUUUCUCAUGAAGGAGACGCUGUGGAAACCGUAAAUGUCGUCGAGAAGCUCGAGCGGAAGCAGAAGAAGAAACAAAAACGCAAGCUCGUCGAGACAGAAGAGAGCGUUUCAAAAAAGCGACGAAAGCUGGAUGGAAAAGAAGGCAAACCGGCAGGCGAAUCCAUCGCUCUUCAGACGCCCACAGCGCAAGCUGAAUAUGUAUUCGCGCUCUUUCAAAAGGUUUACAAAACUUCAUCCUCCCUGGAACUUGAAGAGAUGAGAUACAAUGAAUCUGCCUUUGUAGACACGCGAUCAUACACGAAUGAGAGGAGCGUAGAAAGUCUUGGGGAGUUCAUAUCAGAGGUGAUACCCACUUUGCAAGUACGGUUGACACAGCGUUCAGCAACUAAGGGAGCGCCCACGGUGUUGUUUAUAACCAGCUCUGCUAUCAGAGCUGCAGAUGUAGCUAGGUCGUUUCGUUCGUCGCUGAGAGGUCCAAAGAGUGGCGAGGUCGCCAAACUGUUUGCGAAGCACUUCAAACUGUCGGAUCAUGCCAAGUAUCUGGAGAAUACAUUCAUCUGCGCUGGAGUGGGCACGGCUGGUCGCAUAGGAAAACUCCUCAGUGAAACAGGCAGUCUUUCCGUCAAAGCGUUGACGCAUAUCAUUGUGGAUACUCAUCUGGACGUCAAGCAACGUUCGAUCUUUGACAUACCUGAGACUCGUUGCGAUGGCCGCGCGCUCUUGACAUUCUUCCCGCGUCUUGAGCAGUGCUUCGCAGCAGCUGGUAUCACUGGAGGAGAUAGGGUGGAGUACGUACCCCAGUACAUGGCGGGUUAUUUGCAGGAGUGGGUCGAAGUGCAGGCAGAGUAUGCAGCUCGUGACUACAUUGCGUUGAAAAGAGUUAUAUUGGACGCAUAUGGUGUGCCUGAUAAGGGACCUAGGUACACGAGGGAGUAUCUAGUGAAGUUGAUUGAGGUUCAAAGUGCGGCAGAGAUAAAGACAAAGGAACGGUUACACUCACGAGCAGUGGCAUUUGAUACGAUCGCGUUAUUUUUGCUUCGAGAGAAUGUACUGACGGAGAAGGAGGUCAACAAGGCAUACUUCCGCACGCUACCAGCCGAGCUUGGGCAAGAGGUUCAUCGUCAGCUCAAGAUCAAGAAUCCACAAGUACGGACCGCGACGGAACCGUUCACGCGAGCCCAAGUCAAGGAGGAGGCAGUGAGUAUUUUGACGCCGGACUGGUGUGAGGAGCCUAUCGUCGGAGAUGGACGCCCUCUGGUGCAGCAGCUCGAGUACGUACUGGACUCGAUCGACGACCUCAUUCGCCAGAUGGGAAACCUCGAUAUCGGCGAGGAGCCUUACGUAGAGGUGCACACUGCGCUCGUCGCGAAGCUUCCUGGUGCCUCAUGA